GGCGCAGCGUGCGGGCUGGGCGAUCGGAGCAGCGGGACCAGCGGGAGGCGCAGGAUGGCGGCGGCGGCGGGCGAGGCGCGCCGGGUGCUGGUGUACGGCGGCCGGGGCGCGCUGGGCUCCCGCUGCGUGCAGGCGUUCCGGGCCCGCGACUGGUGGGUGGCCAGCAUCGACGUGGUGGAGAAUGAAGAGGCCAGCGCGAGUGUCGUCGUUAGAAUGACAGACUCGUUUACCGAGCAGGCUGACCAGGUGACGGCUGAGGUCGGGAAGCUCCUGGGUGAAGAGAAGGUGGACGCUAUCCUUUGUGUGGCUGGAGGCUGGGCCGGGGGCAAUGCCAAGUCCAAGUCUCUCUUCAAAAACUGCGACCUCAUGUGGAAGCAGAGCAUGUGGACGUCCACCAUCUCCAGCCACCUGGCCACCAAGCACCUCAAGGAAGGAGGCCUCCUGACCUUGGCGGGGGCCAAGGCCGCCCUGGACGGGACUCCUGGGAUGAUCGGCUACGGCAUGGCCAAGGGCGCCGUCCAUCAGCUCUGCCAGAGCCUCGCGGGGAAGAACAGCGGCAUGCCGCCCGGGGCUGCGGCCAUCGCGGUGCUGCCGAUUACCCUCGACACCCCGAUGAACAGGAAGUCCAUGCCCGAGGCCGACUUCAGCUCCUGGACGCCCUUGGAGUUCCUCGUGCAAACCUUCCAUGACUGGAUCACAGAGAAAAACCGGCCAAGCUCAGGGAGCCUAAUCCAGGUGGUGACGACGGAGGGAAAGACGGAACUUACCCCUGCGUAUUUUUAAGCUUCGUCUCAGUGCCUGCGAGGGGCCUGCCAGAAAAGUCAGCGUGUCUCAGUGUAGCCGCGUCUGGCCCCGUGUUUUCUGUAAUCCUGUUUGUGGUUCGAGAUAGCGACACCUGUCUUUCUCUCACCUUAAUGUGCAUUUGCUUUCCUAAGACAAAAAUGUAAAUGUAAAAUGUUCAUGUGAAAUAAAACUGUGUGUGGGCCAUCUGUGUUAACCACCUAGGUUUUGGGGGUCUCUGCACGGCCCCUCUGAGUUGGCGUCAUGUUGAAGUUGCUUUUGGAACUGUUUAUCUGCCCCUACCAGUGGCCGUCGGCUUGACUGGUUCAGAGAUUUGUUGGCAUUGGGGACAUUUGGGGCCCCGAGUUAUUUUUGAGUGUUACGUUUCUGUCACAGAUGUAGUUUUUGCAGCGUUGAAUUAAACUGCCUUAAAACUCCUUUUGUGGUGUAAGCAAAAUC
This is a messenger RNA of Eptesicus fuscus (big brown bat), 1239 nucleotides long. It is a transcript of the gene QDPR, whose product is annotated as quinoid dihydropteridine reductase. The record is from RefSeq and is a predicted model, not a curated record. Gene Ontology annotation, cellular component: cytoplasm. Bases 55 to 783 code for a protein of 242 amino acids. NCBI's taxonomy places the organism in Eukaryota, Metazoa, Chordata, Mammalia, Chiroptera, Vespertilionidae. The transcript has 7 exons. Gene Ontology annotation, molecular function: 6,7-dihydropteridine reductase activity; NADPH binding; NADH binding. Gene Ontology annotation, biological process: L-phenylalanine catabolic process; tetrahydrobiopterin biosynthetic process.